GUAGAUUUUAUGCAUCAGUUAGUAAACAUUUUAAACCAGAGUAUGAACAAGAAAUCGUUGCUAAACUUCCAAACACCGUUAAUAUGUGCAUAGAUUGCGCAAAAAAAAUACACAGCACGUGGAAAUUUCUUCCCUGUUGUGGCACAUUUGCACCCAGCAGUCAUAUUAAUACUCGAGGAAACAGAAGCGUUCUUUUCCAGCAGAUGAACUUCCUCACUUUCUGUCAGUCGGCAGUCAGUGACAGCGGCCUGUAAAAGCACCUCGACAUGCCGUCGCUUAAAGACGCGCUUGAAUCCGGACUGGACUUCAUUGAAUUUCUGGGAGACAGGGUAUCCGGCAUCAGCAAAAAGGAACUUAAAGACAUCUACAACUCCGAAUUCAGGGGCAGAGAAGGAAUAAAAGAUCCCAACUUUUACAAAGUUUUCCUUGCGCUUGUGAAAUUCAACAAAGUCCAAAUAAGGCAGGGACAAGUCUACAUUAAUGCCAGACCUCAGUUUCGCGUGUACUGUGACCAAUGGAGGAGGCCCCGGGCCCCUCAGCCACAGGAUCUGGGCUCUGGCCCUCAGACACCAGCUGGGACACCUGCUGGCUCCUCCACCCCUGUGGCACCUGUGCUGACCCCAAAGAAAAAACUUGCAUCAGAAAUCCUUCGCAAGUUGAAGCUGAACAG
This is a messenger RNA of Neolamprologus brichardi, 670 nucleotides long. Lineage: Eukaryota; Metazoa; Chordata; Actinopteri; Cichliformes; Cichlidae. The record is from RefSeq and is a predicted model, not a curated record.